GCUACGCCAGACCCGUCGUGUAUCAAGUAAACAUGGCGGGGUCUGCGAUACGCGUUUCUCAUACCAGCCGAACGCAUAUAUACUGAUAACGCAUAUUCGUACACUCACUUCACACAACAGCAGACAUGUCGAGCACACAAGCAACGCCAACAGCGCCCGUAGAGUCGAAGAAGGUGUGGACGACCUUGAUCACCAACACAGACUACCUGACCGGCCUCCUCACCCUCGACUACAGCUUGAAGAAGCACGGCACCAAAUACCCUCUUGUCGCACUCUACACCGACAGCUUCCCCGCCGAAGGCCACGCCGCCCUCGACGCGCGUAGCAUCCCCAAAGAACACGUCAAGUACCUGCUGCCAAAGGUCGGGAAAGACUACACCAACGACCCUCGCUUCUACGACUGCUGGAGCAAGCUGACGCCCUUCUCCCUCGAACACUAUGACCGUGUUGUGCAGCUCGACAGCGACAUGCUGGUCCUGCAGAACAUGGAUGAGUUGAUGGAAAUGGAGCUCGACCCGCCGAGCGCAGCUGGAAAAGGCAACAAGGUCUUUGCCGCAAGCCACGCAUGUGUAUGCAACCCACUGAAGAAGGCCCACUACCCGAAAGACUGGGUUCCCGAGAACUGCGCCUUCACGUCGCAGCACUCCGAUCCUGCGACCGCACAGCACACCGGUGCCGGUCCCGCUGUCGGACUCGGCAUGCCCAACGGCGGUCUGCAGGUCGUCAACCCCAGCAAAGCCGUAUAUGACCUGAUCCUCGACCAGCUCGCGAACGAGUCGUCCAUGAACUACGACUUCGCCGACCAGUCGCUGCUGAGCGAUGUCUUCUGGGGCCGCUGGGUCGCGCUGCCGUACAUUUACAAUGCGCUGAAGACGAUGAGGACCGAGGGUGUGCAUCACCAGAUCUGGCAGGAUGACAAGGUCAAGAACAUCCACUACAUUUUGAGCCCCAAGCCUUGGUCCGAGGCGCCUGAUAAACUCAGCAACGAGAAUCACCAGUGGUGGUGGACGGUCAACAAUGAGAGGCUUGAGGCUGAGAAGAAGUCAGGGAUAGAAGACGGGUUCUGAGUAGUUCAAUGAUGGGAACGACGGCGUUGGUAAGGCAGAAAGUCUGGACAUAGAGCACGGUGUUGGUGGUAAAAUGGAGAUAUCCAUCGACGGUAUUGAAAAGUCACUUUGUUUAACGGGCCAUGUCCGCUAGUUUCAAUGACAAUUUCACUUGCAGGACCUUGCGAUUCCUAGACCCUAGGUUUUUGCCAAGACGUUGCACGGUAUUGACAAUCAAUCGCUCGUUGCGCUGCUA
This is a messenger RNA of Boeremia exigua, 1302 nucleotides long. RefSeq names its product glycosyl transferase family protein-like protein. The transcript is spliced from 2 exons. NCBI's taxonomy places the organism in Eukaryota, Fungi, Ascomycota, Dothideomycetes, Pleosporales, Didymellaceae. Gene Ontology annotation, molecular function: glycosyltransferase activity. Bases 126 to 1067 code for a protein of 313 amino acids. The record is from RefSeq and is a predicted model, not a curated record.